AUCACACAAGAACAAUUUAAAAAAACGUAAAUAAAAGGCAGUUUUAUAAAAAAUGUUAUGAGUAUUAUUGUAAUCAAACUGGUUUAAGUUCUUAAAAGACUAGAGAGGGUACGAUGACUUCGGCAUCAUCUAGUAGUGCUCGCUCCUUGUUCGCCGAAUCAAAACAAAGAUUGGCUGAACGGGUGCAAGUUAACAUGAAUAACAUUUCCUCUCUCGCCAGGCAAAUUCAACGAGGAUCUAAAUCUAAUGAGCUAUCAAAAGCAGCACGUGAUAUGGCGGCAAUUGAACAUGUGAUGGAAAAUAGCGAGGAAAAUUUGAAGAAGAUGCAACUAAUUGGAAUACAUAUUGGUUAUCAAUUUGAAAACAUUCAAAAAUCUGCAGAAAUGAUUGUUGAAAUCAAUGAACAGGUUGCAUCAAUAAGAAGACCAAAAGAUUAACAUUCUUUAAUUUUGGAAUCCAGUGCUGAAGGUGGGAUAGUAUGCUGCACUGGAGUAGAUAGGAGUGGAGUAAGUGGUAGCGAG
Molecule: messenger RNA, 521 nt
Organism: Papilio machaon (common yellow swallowtail)
Lineage: Eukaryota; Metazoa; Arthropoda; Insecta; Lepidoptera; Papilionidae
Gene: BORCS7
Exons: 3
Coding region: 114-437 (107 amino acids)
Cellular component (GO): BORC complex
Source: RefSeq, a predicted model, not a curated record